AUGCCACGUAAGGAGGAGAGAGAAAGGAGACAUUUGGUUAGAGCAGAGGAGAGAGAGACGGCAGAGUUUGAUAGUUUGAUUCAUCUAUAAGGUCCUCACGAGGGAUUCGCUCUGCCAUUCCCUACCCACUCUUGAACGCCUUCGCACUCUAUCACCUAUCUCUUUUUUCGCAUUUCUUUUCGCGUGAAGAGUUUGUGGAGUGUAGAUAUUUUUGGGGAUAUUACUGGAAGACAUGAAUUUGUAAGACUGGAGGUAGAGUAAAUUUUCCCGGUCAGAUCCACGUGCAUCGUACAGCUUUUAUUUGAAAAGUUUCUUUUUCUUCUGAUCCUGUCCAUUUGUGAUUGCUUUUGGACUGGUGGGGAAUUUGCCCCAAUUACACUGCCACUGAAAAAGUUACGAAAGAGGACUCCUGGGGAAGGUGAAAGAGGGAAGGGGUGGUGUGGGUAAACUUAAAGUAAUUGGUGACUGAAACAAAUUGGAAGAACAGAUACAUGGACUUACAGCAGUACUUUGCACAUGAAUGGAAGUCCAUUCCUGGUGCAGUGAAUUCGGAGAAUUCCAAUGGCUGCUUUGACUGCAACAUCUGUUUGGACUUUGCACAUGAGCCUGUGGUCACCCUUUGCGGCCAUCUUUAUUGCUGGCCUUGCAUCUACAAAUGGCUUCACGUCCAGAGUGCCUCCCUUGCCUCUGAUGAGCAUCCUCAAUGCCCUGUUUGCAAGGCUGAUAUAUCACACACCACCAUGGUUCCCCUUUAUGGCAGGGGCCAAACCAGUUCUGAAGCUGAGCUCGAAGGGAAGGCAGCUUAUAAGGAUAUGGUAAUCCCUCCAAGACCAUCGGCUUGUAUUGCACAAGCUCUUAUGUCUCCUAUGUCUCAUACAGGUCAGCAACUUCCGUAUCGUAAUCCUUAUCAGAACCAACACUAUAACCCUCAUACAUAUGGCAGUUAUGGUGAAGAUUCUACGUCUCCACUGCUUAAUCUCAGUGGUACUACGACGACAGGUUUCCACCAUCCCAUGAUUGGAAUGUUUGGAGAGAUGGUUUAUGCCAGGGUGUUUGGAAAUUCGGAGAGCUUAUACUCAUAUCCGAACUCAUACCACCUGGUGGGAAACAGUAGUUCGAGGCUGAGAAGGCAGGAGAUGCAGGCCAACAAGUCACUGAACAGAGUUUCGAUUUUCCUUUUCUGCUGCUUUCUUCUGUGCCUGAUCGUCUUCUAAAAUUUGUUAAAGGCUAAUUUUGUAUACUUUGUAUAAAAGUAUUGUAAGCUUUAUGAACAUGGAUAGGUGAUAUAUAAUAUAUCAUAUAUGAGGUAACAUUAAAAAUCUAGCUAAGAAUUCUAUUA
Messenger RNA from Ziziphus jujuba (common jujube), 1339 nucleotides. RefSeq names its product E3 ubiquitin-protein ligase RMA1H1. Bases 492 to 1214 code for a protein of 240 amino acids. Lineage: Eukaryota; Viridiplantae; Streptophyta; Magnoliopsida; Rosales; Rhamnaceae. The record is from RefSeq and is a predicted model, not a curated record. Gene Ontology annotation, biological process: ubiquitin-dependent protein catabolic process. The transcript has 4 exons. Gene Ontology annotation, cellular component: endoplasmic reticulum. Gene Ontology annotation, molecular function: metal ion binding; ubiquitin protein ligase activity; ubiquitin-like protein conjugating enzyme binding.